AUGCCUCAUAAUUUCAACAUUGAUGCAUGUAUCCAGAUAGCCAAGCUGGCCGCAGCUGCGGGUGAAAUAGCAUCAUUUCCAUAUCUGAAAGGCAUGGCAGGAUGUGUUGUAGUCUUCUUGGAGGUGAUCCAAAAGGCCGCUCAGAAUGAUGAAGACCUUAAGAUGCUUGCAGCAUAUCCUGGAGAGACCAGUGCCCUGCAUUUUCAGAACAUAUGCACAGAGCUUGAGAUGUACCUAGGGACUCUACUUACUGAGCUGCACACCACUCAGAACAGACUAAAUUCUGAAAGAAUCAGGCGCUUCUUCAAGACAAAGAAGGUUUCUGAUGCUAUUAAUGAGUACAAGGAGCGAGUCAACAAUGCCAAGGCCAAUUUUAGGAUGAAUGUUGCUAUGGACUCUCGUCUUGCACUUUCUGUUGCUACAGAGGAACUAAACACAAAUAUCAAGGCUGUCUCUGGUGCAGUCAAGAAAUCAGAGCAAACUAUUAUAUCCACUAUCAAAACACAUACAGAUGGAAUAUAUGAAGAAAUCCACACACUAGGUGUGAGACAGGGUGAAAGAGAUGGUCAGCUUUACACUACUGCAAUACCUUCAAAAUAUCAAGGGCAUGUCUCAGAGUUCAUUCCUAGCAAUAUCUACCUUGAAAAGCCUGUGGAAUCUUUUGGAAAAUUCUCUGAUUAUGAGAGUUUUCAGGAUUUUCAAGCUAUCAUUAUGCCACAUGGUACUCAGAGUAUUGUUUGCCAGUACUGCAAAGGUGAUAAGCAGGCCCUUCAAUGGUUUCAUAAAGAUCUGGAUUCACUCCUCUGUCUGAAGCAUCCAAAUGUCAUGCAAAUAUAUGGUGUGUGCACAACAGCAGAGUUUCUUGCUAUUGUUUUCCAUGGAGAUACAAGGAUAUCAGUUGAUGACUACUUUGCCAAAUCAACCUCCCAAGAGGUGAUGAUCUUCUAUGCUCAAGCUUAUUUUGAUUUUAAGUCUAUAUUUUCUUAUUUGGAUAAAAAUUGCAUAGUAGUAUCUGAGGAUUCUAUAGCAGAAGGUAAAUAA
This is a messenger RNA of Desarmillaria tabescens, 1041 nucleotides long. RefSeq lists its product as uncharacterized. The transcript has 11 exons. Bases 1 to 1041 code for a protein of 346 amino acids. Lineage: Eukaryota; Fungi; Basidiomycota; Agaricomycetes; Agaricales; Physalacriaceae. The record is from RefSeq and is a predicted model, not a curated record.